Paramuricea clavata is the source of this 6525-nucleotide messenger RNA. The record is from the annotation of a GenBank genome assembly. Lineage: Eukaryota; Metazoa; Cnidaria; Anthozoa; Malacalcyonacea; Plexauridae.
AUGGCCGAACAUAUCUUUCCAAAGGCAUGGUAAGUAUUAUAUUUAUGUAAUCAGGAGUUCACAUAUCAUGUGUGCUUUAAUGAUCGAAAAAUCUUUAAACUUAGGCCGUCAGGUCCGUCAUAUUUUGGAAUAAAUUAGAUUGUAACGAACACUUACUGCGUUUGUGUUGUGGAAUAAGGGCCACAAACUUUGUCUGUGCGAUGAAACGUCUUCAUCUCGCGUCUUGGAUGCGAACCUUUUGGUUGAAUGGUCACGUAUUCCGCAUGAAUGUUUCCUUGAUCAUGACCUAACCACACCUUAAACAAAACAUGCGUUUCAUGCAACUGAGGGCCACACAUGCUGUCAAAACGUAGUAGUUCAGUAAAAGACAAAACCCAUUUUCCUGUCAUCCAAAACUGAAAAGCGCAAUAAAUAUCGAUCGUUCCGUCUCUAACGAGAUUAAUUAAUAGCGAGUUGUUGGUUAGGUUUGUUACAUUUUUCUCUCAAAUACCGUCUAAAGGCCUAUUAAAUCCCACGACGAGCAAAAUGCAAACAAUUUCGCGCGAAAACACACUUUGUGCGAAAAUUUUCUCUCGUAGUGAUUUCCACAGUAGAGAAAAAAUUGGUUUCGCUAUUUUGUCAUCCAAAACACAAGUAUUUGAUUGGCUUCGGUAUUUCUUUUUCGCAACGGAGUAGAAACGAAUUCAACUACUCGGCGAAGAGAAAUAUUUCGCAGAGAAACACUUCAAAAUCGUGUUGCGCACGCGUUCAACCUUCUCGCGAUCGUCGUGGAAUUAGGCCUCUAAAGUACUAGCCUUUUCGAAAAUUUCCCGAAGGCCAGCAUAGUUUUAGCACUCAGCCAGUUAAGCCGCAUAUUUGAGGUCGUAGUUACCGAAAUGAGGAACCAGAAACUAAAUUUGGAAAACUCAAUCUGAAAAACUGCUAGUAUAUUGGCAAAACCGUAAAACCAAAAGGAAAAUGACGGGAAGGAAAUCAUUUCACAAAUGGCAAUGUCUAAUGAUCAUGUAUGUCUUGUCUAAACGCCCAUAUACUGUACAACCUCGUACCCAGGAUCUUUCUUUGGGAGAGACCCUGGGAACGAGGUUGUAUACUGCAGGCUGUACUGACUAAAACCACCAACUUGAACUUGCCCUUGUGCAUGCGUUGGAUAUUGAGUGCACCGAUUUGAUUUUUCAUAUUCAUCAAGAACAAGGUGCAUGUUAGCUUUUGAAUCACUCCCUUUUCGUAUAAUCGCAAGCAAAAUUGAUAGAAUACGAGUCGAUUAAAAAUUGCAGGUCCAAAUCACAUUUUCAAGUGACGAUAUUCAUCAACAGAUGUUUACUAUGUCCCAAAUAUCUUGGAGCUUUUUAAAUUGAAAUUGAUUUAUGAAUUUUAAAUCCAUAUUGAUAUGGGAUAUAUAUUUUUAAUAGUUUUGUAUCCAAAAUGCUAUUUUGACCAGCAACUUUUAUUAUUCCAUUCCGGCGUAUUUGGAACAUAAGUUUCGUAACCUAUUGAGUUGCAUUGCACCCUGAUGAGUGCAAGUAUUUAGUAUUUUGCUCAGUCUAAUGCUGGACUAUUUUACACGUCAAACCGGAUGGCGCAGGUGUUCAAAGGGUUAAAGGCGGAUUUCUAGUCCUCGCACGAAGCUCCUCGCAGCUCGCUGCGAGUGAUGUAUGAGCAUUUUCAUCCAAUCACAAUGCUAAACAGUUCAUUUUAAUUAGAUGCAAGCACUCGUAGCGAGUUGCGAGGAGCUUCGUACGAGGACUGGAAAACCGCCUUAAGAGGUCUUUUAUUUUGGACGGAAAUAUAACUUGGGCGUGCCGUUAGUGCAGGCAGGAAGGUAUUAUUAAGUUCGACCUCAUGUGAUUUAUAAAUUAUUUUGCUGUAGGUUGCAUACAGGUCUGUGGACGACUUUUUCUGUUUUUGGAUUUCUUGUCCUGGUUCAAGCUCAGUACAUGAUAGACAAGACGAAAGCCUUGGAUGACAAAAUCCUUCUUGGAUAUGCAUUUCGUAAGCUCACGAUGAAAUCUGUGGAUGAAUGUUUCUUUCAUUGCUACGAAGAUUGUUUCUGUAUGGCAUUUCAAAUGUGUCAGAGUACAGAAUGUCAACUGUUGUCGACCAAUCAAUUUCAAUCUUCAUCAGCACUGGUUACCAUGAAGGGAUGUACCUAUUACGACAUGCUUCCUGAUUUUGAGCAGGUAAAGAAAUUUACUGCAGUAGAUGGGCUAUGGAAUUUUUGAACGUAAAUUUCACUUCUAGGUCUAACCAGAAGGACUGGCGAACACUGCAGCUGCAGGCCCUUCGGCGGGAAUCGAACCUGUGGCACACAAGGUGGCUCGGUAGCUACAGUUAUGAUCUUUGUGAUGUUACUCUUAGUGUACAUCCACAUCGGACAAGCUUGAAAACUAUGCCUGGCCACGGUGGAAAUCGAACCUACGAAGUACGACCUUUGAAUACUAGCCCAAUGCUCUGCCAACUGAGCUACGCGGUCAAGUCGGUUCGAGUAUGUGAUAUUUCGGAACUGAAUCUAGUUCCUUCGAUGUCAAUGCAAUCUAGUAAUAUGAUUUUUCUGUACAUGUGUUGUUAAUGUUAUGUAAUCAGGUGAAUGUGAUGUUUGUGAUGUUACUCUGAGUGUGUAUCCAAACCGGACAAGCUUGAAAAAUAUGCCUGGCCAUGGUGGGAAUCGAACCUACAACCUUUGGAAUACCAGCCCAAUGCUCUGCCAACUGAGCUACGUGGGCAGGUCGGUUCGAGUAUGUGAUAUUUCGGAACUGAGUCUAGUUCCUUCGAUAUGCUUAGUUGGCAGAGCAUUGGGCUAGUAUUCCAAAAGUCGCAGGUUCGAUUCCCACCGUGGCCAGGCAUAUUUUUCAAGCUUGUUCGUUGUGGAUAUACACCCAUAGUAACAUCACAAACAUCAUAUUCACCUGAGUACAUAACAUUAACAACACAGAAAAAUCAUAAUACUAGAUUUCAUUGAUAUCGAAGGAACUAGCCUCAGUUCCGAAAUAUCACAUACUCGAACCGACCUGACCGCGUAGCUCAGUUGGCGGAGCAUUGGGCUAGUAUUCCAAAGGUCGUAGGUUCGAUUUCCACCGUGGCAGGCAUAUUUUUCAAGCAUGUCCGCUGUGGAUACACACUCAGAUUAACAUCACAAACAUCAUAUUCACCUGAGUACAUAUAACAUUAACAAUACAGAAAAAAAAGCUACAGUUAUAUUAUAAAAGGGAAAUUCACGAUUUGGAGCCGUGUGUUUGGACUAUUAUUAAUUCAUGAAAAACAAAAGGUAUCUUUCUGAUGCAUGUAAAACCACAUCUAAACGGUUUGAUCUUUUUCAGAGAAGAUACACAACUGCCGUUGCUAUGGGAACAAUGGAGUUUCAAGAGGGCGGAUAUUUUUACUUUGAAGACAUUUAACUCAAAAACGAUAUCGGGGACACCGAAAUUUUAUUUCAUAAAAUGAUUUCUCUUAGUAUACUCAAUCAUCUUGGCUUAACAGAUGUUUUAAAAACUUGUCAAGAUAGAGUUUUCCACUAAGUCAAUUUGGGAUCUUGCGUUCAGUCUGCAAACUUCCUGUUUUGAAAAAUGUUUACCACUAAGGGAAAGUACAUUUAUUACGCCGAGGGGGGGAUGAGAUGUCUUGAAAAAAAGCUCAUAUUUUUACAGUGCCCCUGUUGAGGUUAUUGGUAAAUUUUGAAUGCCCUCCCUCCAAGUUUUUACAAUUUUCAAUGCCCCCCCCCCCUCCAGAAUUCGGAAUCUAAGGAGUACAAUCCGGAAUUCUCUCUUAUCAUAGAUACAAUUUGCAGUUCCUCAAGAUGUCUGAUAUACUCAAGCAUGUGCUUCUCAACAAAAAUACCGACCUGCUGCUUCUUUCACCUCACUACCGCCAGAUAAAAUGGCGCCGUCUUAAAAAAAAAUAUGUUAGAUUGGCUCUAGGGGCGAAAUUAUCAACAGGUUGUUGUUGUCCGUCAUUCAGCGUAGUCAGAGUCUUAAACACAUUCAUGUAUAGUGGCCAGGAUUUCCUGGAUCAGGGUAAUGUGCUGGAACCUUAGAGAAUGUCGCCCCCACCCAACGUAUCUCCUGGCAUGUGUUGCAAAUGUCUUUGCAUGCCUGUCAAAAAUGCAUGCAAAAGUGCCAGUAUGCUUCAAGUUCUUUAAUUUUCAUCCCGUUUGUACUAAAUAUCCAAUAAAGAUAGAACAUAUCAUUCUUACAAAUCGUAUGCUUCUUUUGUUUUUGGAACUGCUUCUUUUUGGCGGGUAAAUAACUUCACAAACCUGGCGCCAAAAAAUUAAAAUAAGCUAUAGGUGAUUUCAUGUAUCCAUUUAGAAGAGCAGACUAAGGAUAUCUUAAAACUGGAUAUCUUAAGGGCAGACUAAGGAUAUCUUGAAGAGCAGACUAAGGAUAUCUUAAAACCAUCAGGGACGUAGCAAAGCAUCUGACGUUUGGGGGAUGUCCGCGGAGGAUUAUAUGUGUAAUAAUUAUAAUAAAGCUUUUUGUGAUUGAUUGGCACUCUCAUACUAACUUUUGGGAUAAAAGGGGGGUCUAGGGGUCCUCCCCCAGAAAAUGUUUACAUUUUUGAAGCUCUAGGACUAAAUUUCUGGUGUUUUCUAAAGUAACUUCGCAAACAAAUUGCAUGUAAAUUGACAGUAUUUUACAAAAAUGGUUAUCAUUUCACAAAAAUAAUUACUUUAUUAUGCAAAUUUUACCUCAAAAUGUCAAAAUUUUAACUUGAAUUUUACAUGAUUGUUGCCUGAAUUUCACAGUGGGGGGGGGGGAGUUUCCAAACCAUCUAUUCUAUUAACUAUGGUGGGAGUGAACGCUCCAUGCCCCUGCUGGACAAAAACUUUGAAAAGUUUAGAGCCCCCCCCCUCUUCAGUAUAUCGAGAACUUUCAGAGAGCCUAAAUUUCAUUGUUAAAUUGCUAGUUGAGAUUUAUCAAGACUUGAUAAGUAACCUAUAUUAACCUUUCAUAACUAAUAAAGCAAUAGUGGAUUUUCUAAUAAAAUGAUAUAAACAGUUGUAUACGUACGAUUGAGUACUUAGUGAGAAAUCAGGCCUAGUUCAGUUCUUUUAAAACUGGUUUAAUUUUUAUUUCUAGUCAAACUCUUCAUCUAAAUUAAACCAAAAUGUAAAUUUAAUCAAUUGCGACACACAAAAACCUCUUGGCGAAGAUACUGAAACCAUGAUCAUUGUUGAUUGAGUACUAAACUGCAGGGGCCGGUUGCCGGUUGUUCAAAGCUGGAUUAGCGCUAACCUUGCGUGGCUGGGUUAAAAUUUAAUCGGCCGUUUUAAUUUCUGCAUUUCUGCACGUCUGCUAAUUUCUAAACUUCAGAGAAAAAAACUCCAGCUGAUUCAGACAAUAUCUCUGAAGAAAUAUUUCCAAAUUUAUAAACAAGCGUUUGGCAAGUUUGCUUUGAAUUUUAAGUUAACCUAUGGUUAGGCUACUGCUUUGAACAAUUAAGCGGCCUCUACGUUUAACCAAUGCAGUAGUCCUAAAUUAUGUUUGUACAUGCCUAUACCUGUUUUAAGAUGUUUUACAUCAGCCAGUGUACAAAAGUUAAGGUUUUUCAGCAACCAGUGGCAUUUUUUUUCCUCAAUUGGUUUCUUGCAUUUUAAUUUUGAUGCCUAAUUGGCUAAAUUUCUGGCUAAUGGUUCUUUAUCCUUUGUUUCUUUUGUUCGGAUUUUUACUGUUAGUAUAGAUUAAUGUACAUUCCGAUUUCUGACAUGUAGGUAUCAUUUACAUAAAGCUCUUAGACAAAUCCUUCCUUUUUUAGAUCAAGAAAAGAGGGAGUUGUGAUCCAGCAUAUGGCUGUCAAAUUUAUACCAAUCUAUGUCCAGCUGGCAGACGUUAUGUCGCAAUCACACCUAAAGCUUACACAACACCACGUUACUUAUGCCAUCCGUUAAAAUCAUGUCGUGGUUACAGCAAUGGUCCUCGAGUGCCUGGAAAAUACUGGGUGUUUGAUGAUAAUAUGAAUCCCUUCAAAAUCUUUUGUGAUUUUGAUCCAAGAACUAAUGCGACUUGGACACUGGUUCAAUCAUAUCAAUUUAAAUAUAACAGCAUCUUUAAUACCGCUUACUCCACAGAUUUGCCUAUAAGCGAAAACACACCUCGCUGGGAUGCAUAUCGUCUUUCAAAAUCCAGAAUGCAAUCCAUUCAAGACGAUUCUAACGAAUUUCGUGUGACAUGCAAGUAUGAUGCUGACGGUGUAGUCUACACUGAUUAUCUUCAGGUAACAAAGAAGCAGAUUAAUUUACUGAUAUUUCCAAAGUCAUCGAAGGGGCAAUGCAGAUUCGUGGAACAUAUAGACAUUCGCGGACAAAAUUGUUCAAAAUGCACCGCUUAUAUUCAUCAAUCUUCCAACGUAUUGCACUUUCACGCCGUCUCUAGUUAUGAAGAUACAAACAGUUGUGCAUUUCAACCAAAAAGUAGUCCUGGAUGUAAAAAUUAUGGUGACAUUAGUUUUGGCUGGUAUGGUUGCUAUAAUGCAGAAAAUCGAUGCUCGUCCUCUGUUACGGCAACAACUCAAACAUGGCUUGGAGGUAGCUGA